UCAAGGGCCAUCAUUUAAACAGAGGCUCACAGUGGAAUUUGAGAGAGAGGAUACUUCCUCUUGCUGUAGACACUUGUCUUUUCAGAAGUCUUCUACUGACAGAGAGAAAAGGUUCUCACCAGAGAGUUCUUUUGACAGUUUGAAGUCUACAGAGAUUCCUUUUGUCUGCCAAACUUUCACUCUACCCUUGGAGUGGUCCAAACACCAUGAUGUCUUCCUAUAAACGUCAGGAGAACAGAGCACUGAAAAGUCACGACUGUGUCUUAAUUUAUGAAUCGGAGACAGAGGGAAAUGAAAAUCAUACUUCAAACAGCUUAAUCACGCUCACCACCAAGAUGUUAAAAGUGAAAAAGUUGGAAGAAAUAAGCUCGUGUUACAGCAGCAAUCAGCUGGAGAAAAUGACGUUUUUUCAGUGCAUGGAAGAGGUUGAAAAAGUAAAAUGUUUUUUAGAAGGAAAUUCUAAUGAACAAGAUUCAAGAUCAGAAGAGAAUGGGGACAUGUUCAUGGGAAGGAUUGAGAAUAUGGAAUCUGCAAACACCCUCAAAAAAGCUGAGGAGAAGGUGUGGCCAAACCCUGCCCUGAAGGAAAGGACACCUAUCGAAGGCAAAAGGAAAUCAUCCCUCACAGAAAGAUCGACAGAGAAGAACCAAUUCUCCUAUGAAAAUGAAAAAGUUAAUAGACUCAACAAGAAAAAUGCUGAGAAGACCAAUGCCCCUGUGGCUCAGAGAAGUAUUAUGUGUAGUGUGGAAAAACAAGAUAAUGCAGAAGAACUUGUGUCAAGAAACUCCAUAGAGUCAGAUGGAAAAGACAGUUCACAUGCAGAGGAUCCAAAGAGACAAGAAAACAGUAUCACUGGAGAUGAUAAGCAAGGCAUUGUACGUGAAAAUGAAUGUCUAGUGUUCAAAGGAGAGAAAAGUGAACUUCCUUCUAAGGAAGAUACUAGUGGAAGAGAAGCUGAGGAAGGUGAAGGAAACACAACUGCAAAUGAACUGGUGCUGGACCAAUGUUCAAAUAAAAGGCAGCAUGUUGAUAAAACCAAUGGUGAUGAGUGCCAUGAAAGGUAUAUCAACACUCUAAAAGACAUUUUGACACAAGAAAUCCUGGAAAAUUCUGGAUCUACUUUCCAGAAUAUGGAACAAACAGAGUUUGCUGGCAGCAGUAAGCGGAGAGUGGUGGAGUGCUUUGUCAAUGAGGACAACAAAAAGAGCAGAAUAGAUGUUGUGUGUGCAAACGAAGAACAGACAUUUCAAAGGACAGAGGACACCAGGCAAGACCAAAGGAGCUGUCAGGGUCAACCCCAGGAGUUAGCUGGAAGGAAGACCUCCAGAGAGGAAGAUCUGAUGGCCCUACUGGAUGACCUCCCAGCUCCUGCUGCUCCAUUUGACCACCGUAUUGUGACAGCCAAGUACACUGCAGUCGACAGCUCAUAUACUGUGAGCAAAACAGAAAUUCUAGGAGGGGGUCGUUUUGGCCAGGUCCACAAGUGUGAAGAGAAAGCAACAGGCUUGAAGCUGGCUGCCAAAAUCAUUAAGACCAGAUGCCGAAAGGACAAGGAGGAAGUGAAGAAUGAGAUCAGCAUCAUGAACCAACUGGACCAUGUGAAUCUCAUUCAACUCUACGAUGCCUUUGAGUCCAAGAAUGACAUCAUCCUGGUCAUGGAGUAUGUGGAAGGUGGGGAGCUGUUUGACCGCAUUAUUGAUGAAAACUACAACUUGACAGAACUCGAUACCAUCCUGUUCAUCAAACAGAUCUGUGAGGGGAUAAGGCAUAUGCACCAGAUGUACAUCCUCCACUUGGACUUAAAGCCUGAGAAUAUCCUGUGUGUGAAUCAAGAUGCUAAACAAAUAAAAAUUAUUGAUUUUGGAUUGGCCAGAAGAUACAAACCAAGGGAGAAGCUGAAGGUGAACUUUGGAACCCCGGAAUUUCUCUCCCCUGAAGUUGUGAACUAUGAUUUUGUUUCUUUCUCUACUGACAUGUGGAGCGUGGGGGUGAUUACCUACAUGCUCCUCAGCGGUUUGUCCCCUUUUCUGGGUGAUAACGAUGCAGAGACUCUGAGCAAUGUCCUGGCAUGUAGGUGGGAUUUGGAAGAAGAGGAAUUUCAAGACAUCUCGGAUGAGGCCAGGGACUUCAUCUCCAAGCUCCUGAUCAAGGAGAAGAGUUGGAGAAUAAGUGCCAGCGAAGCUCUGAAGCACUCCUGGUUGUCCGACCACAAGCUGCACUCCAGACUCAGCACAAAGAAGAAGAACUGCAACUCUGAUGCUCAAAACCUCGUGACGAAAUAGUCCAUGGAAGGUGCUGGUUCAUUUGAAAGGAAAAGUGCUGCGGUUGCUGCUGCUUUGAGAAGACUUGAGCACUCAGCAAUUCUGAUGCCUUGACCCCUUUGCUGACUGGCAGUGGGAGUAGGGGAGCCCUUGAACUUGAAUUUGGAGCGACUUUGCUGUGCUCAGUGGGUUACCCAGUUCCUGCUCCCUGGGGGCUCAGACAGAUCCUCAAUCCCUCAUAAUGCAUCCCAUAGGGAACAUGUUUCCCUGCCUUUUGAGUUGUUGUUUUUUUAAUUUAAUUUAUUUUUUAUUAUUGGAUGUUAGUCACUGGGGUAGGGGUACUUUAUGUCUGCUAUUUUUGUGAAAUACUAGAGCAAUCAUACUGGAAAUUUAUUUGAGAUUUUAAAAUCUGGAAAAUGAAUUUAGAGAGAGAAAAAAUGCCCAGUUUUUGUGCGAUGCCUCUCUCAAGCCAGUAAUUAUACCUCUAGAAAAAUUCCAAUUUUGAUGCACCCUGGAAUAGUUCAUUUUUCAUGUUGAUUUGGUCUGGAAUCAGGUGAAUUCAGCAGAUAAAUUUGCUUGCUGUAACAUAUGAUUUUUUUUUAAUUCCGAGGCUUGCAAGAGGCAUCAGGCAUUGUAUUCCCAUUGAUUCUGAACUGUUUUGCCAAGUGCUUCAGGUCUGUAGUGGCCCAUUCUAUUUUCAAAUGAAUGCCCUACCUUUUCAUGACAUACACCUUAACUGACAGCUUGGCUGUACGAAGCACACUAGUUUAGAGAGGCAAUGCAAAAGGAACUUGCUUAUGGAUAGUCUUUAAUAGAACAGCCUUCAGAAGAACAUUGACAGUUAUGAAAUCUCCUUUCAAGUCUGCUCCAGGUAUCAGCCACAGGCAACAGAAUCAUCCCACUAGGAAAGGACAGUGCUGAGCUCCUAGUGUUGAAUGACUGCAAGAGCAAGAAGGCAAACUCCAGUUUCUGGUUAAACGAAAACAUUUAGAAGACCAACAAUUUCAUCACUGCAAAAUCUCAUGUGAUUCAGUGGCUAUAAAUAAAUCAUAGUUGGGUACUAAAGGCAAGGGGCCCAUCUGCUCAAUUCUUUUUGGGCAUGAUUAUAAUUUCCAUUUCUGGAGCUAGUGAACCAUUGCUUUGUUAGGGUACAGAAGUGCAAAACAUGCUUCAUUUCCCCAUAAAGAAGCAGCAAUGCAAAGUUACCUGAAGUGCUUUUGUAUAUACCAUACCAGCCCAUCUUGAAGCCUCUCCUUGUAUUUUCUAUUUCCAAAUGACUGCUGUGUUAGGAUCAGCUCUUGUAAUGCUCACAUUUUCAGUCAUGUCAUUCUAAGGUACUGUUGGUACAAUAGCAAUAAGAAUAACAGUAACCCUAUCAUGCUGACUCUUCUCCUGGCUUCUCAGUGAUCACAUGCCCAUGAGGAACUAACAUGCAGGGACCUCAUCCUCAUGGCUACAGGGAAGGAGAAGUACAUAGAGGGAAAUGUGUCAUUUAGUACAGGCCCAUGCCAAUUUCUUAGUCAUGCUAGGAUUAAAACUUAUUUCUUAUGUAAAUCAAAACAACAUUGAGAUUCCAUCUCACCCCAGUAAGAAUGUCAUA
Messenger RNA from Perognathus longimembris pacificus (Pacific pocket mouse), 3861 nucleotides. RefSeq names its product myosin light chain kinase family member 4 (gene Mylk4). Lineage: Eukaryota; Metazoa; Chordata; Mammalia; Rodentia; Heteromyidae. The coding region runs from base 207 to 2282 and encodes 691 amino acids. Gene Ontology annotation, cellular component: nucleus; cytoplasm. Gene Ontology annotation, molecular function: protein serine/threonine kinase activity; ATP binding. Gene Ontology annotation, biological process: intracellular signal transduction; protein phosphorylation; positive regulation of apoptotic process. The record is from RefSeq and is a predicted model, not a curated record. The transcript has 16 exons.